Molecule: messenger RNA, 2343 nt
Organism: Chlamydomonas reinhardtii
Lineage: Eukaryota; Viridiplantae; Chlorophyta; Chlorophyceae; Chlamydomonadales; Chlamydomonadaceae
Exons: 6
Coding region: 264-2066 (600 amino acids)
Biological process (GO): lipid storage; lipid droplet organization
Cellular component (GO): endoplasmic reticulum membrane
Source: RefSeq, a predicted model, not a curated record
CUAAGCAUACGUUCAUGACACCUAAUUGCACGCGACGCGAACGUUGCUCCGCGUCAUCUCCUCAUCUUCACCUCGACGCCACGCCCACGCGCACACCGAACUGUCUAUAAUAGAUAUUUCCAUGUGAGAGACGAGUAGGAGGUUUCAACGGCGUAACAAAAACCGCACACGUCGCAUCCGCGUGCAACGCUCGCGAGCCGGCCUGCGCUGGCCCGAGCUGUGGGUCGUGCCAACCACUGGCAGAACAUUGGCACACUGCUAACAUGGAGCUGGUACGGCGUGCGACUGGGCUCGCGCCCGCGGUUGUGACGUGCGGCGCUGCGCUGAGUGCCUGCUGCGCGCUUGUGGGCUACUCCCUUCUCAGCUUCCUGUUCCUGACGCGCUACUACGCGCCCGCGACCCAUCACUUUGUGCGCCCUCUUCACUUUGAUUACACCGGCUAUGUGGCGGUGGCGGUGGCGCCGCUGUCGCCCAACCUGCAUGAGAAGCUGGGGCCGCCGGGCGGCGGCAGGUCCGUGCCGGGUGCAGCCGCGGCUGCCGUGCUACCGAAGUCCAGGUUCCUACCUUUGGGCACCCAGGUGGCGGUGCACGUGAAGCUGGUCAUUCCUUGGGACCAUACAGACCUGUUUCAGGUGACGGGCGAGUUGAUGACAAACGUCACGCAUGUGGCUGCGCGGUCCACCCGCACCUACAUCAACACUCCACCGCCCUAUCUCUACCGCCUGACCAAGAACAUGAUGCUCCUGCCGCUGCACGUGCUGGGCUGGGGCACGGGCGAGUGGGUGCACGUGGACCUGCCGCUCUUCGACGCGUACGAGGACCGUGAGGAGGCGCCGGUGGCGGCCUUCCGCGCGCGCCUGGCCAGCCGCAACACCUCCAAGGGCGGCCUGCCGCCGCCGCCCGUGCACAAGGCCGAGCUGCACGUGCGACUCAAACUGGGCCCGCUGCAAACGGCGCUGUUCUGGCUGCGGCCGGGCCUGGCGCUGAGCGUGGUGCUUCUGGUGGUCGGGCUGACCACCGCGCUGGGCGGCAGCGCCACUGCCGUUGGUCUGGCCAUGCUGGCAUGCCUGCUGUCGCGAUGGGUGGCGGCCAACAACGCCGAGGCGGCCGCCGCCGCCGCCAAGAGCGGUAGGGGCCGGCGCGGCCGCGGCCGGCUGCUGCCAAUUGGUGCGCCAGCGGCGGCGCAGCCGAAGGGUUAUGGGUACGGCAAUGGCGGCGCGCCCUACGGGGGUGUGGAGGACGCAAUGUCGUACAGUCUGGCCCACGCGCAGUAUUUCCGGGGCGGCCGCGGCGGCGGGGAUGGGGGCGUGUAUGAGGGACAUGAGGAAGAGCACGAGCACGGGGCGAGCUCGGCGGGCGAGGAGAGCUGGGCGGCUGGGGCUGCGGAGGCGCCGGUGGGCAAGGCCACUUAUCGCUACGUGGUGCGGGAGGAGCAGCAAAACCCCAGCGAGGCCACGUCGUCGUGGACUGGCACUGGCAGCAGCGCCGUGGGUGGGCACACCGUAUCGGGGCCGGCAGCCACCGCCACGCCCAGCAGCUCGGUGGCGGGUCAUAGGGCACACGGUGGCGCACGUCCGCCGGCCGGCCGGCAGGCACCUGUGCGGGCGCCGGCGGAAGAGGAGGCAGCAGAAGCAGCCCCAGUCGGCGGGAGGCCGAAGUCGGCUGCGGCGAAGGGUGCUGCGGCGGGCAAGGGUGUGGAGGAGAGGUCUGAGGAUGCGGAGCCAAUCGGCGAGGGCAGCGAGGCUAGGGAGCCCGUGCCGGUGGCUGAGUCGGUCGGCAGGGCGUCCAGGCGUGGAGAGGAGGCGGCAGGAGCCUGGCCCCGUGCUAUUGAGGAGGAGGACGAGGAGGGGGACGCAGAGGUGGAGGCUGAGCAGCCGGGCGUCGCUGGAGGUGAGCAGCAGGAGGUUGAGGUGGUGGCGCAAGGCGCAGGCGGCAAGGCCGGGGCGGGCGUGGCGGCUCGCGUGGGCACCAGUGAGUGCGACUUGGCGCCGCAGGUGGACAAUGCGGCCGAUAGCGGCAGUGCGGCAGCGGUACGGCGGCGGGCAGGAUUCGCGUGGAAGGCGUGAUUAUGCCCACCGCGCGUGUUGGGAGUGUAAUUUAAGGUUUCGGUUCUGUGACGGCACUGCCCAAGGGGCUACGGGGCAGUUGUGCUGCUGUAAGGCAGGCACGCUUAGAUAGGUGCGGAAGGCCGCGGCAGCGGCUAUUACCGGUAGUUGCGCUGGUUGAGAAGAGGCCACGCGUACGCCAUAGUUAAGCGUGAAGUUCACGCGCUGCUGGCGUUACCACUGUCGCUGAGGUCGGUGCUGAAGCAUGUUGUGCAGGGGUGUGUAAGUAGUCACGACU